AUGCAUACUUCACUGGUGAAAAGUGAGGACGGCAUCGGCCACAAGAAGCUCCUCAAGUACCCGUUCGAGUGGGCCAUCUGGUACCCGGACGGCAACGUGCGCACCAACUGGUACACGCACACCCUCAUCGUCUUCUUCUUCCAGACGCUGCCCGCCUACUUCGUCGACUUCAUCUUCCUGUGCCUCUUCAUGGAGCGCUUAGUGAUCGAAAGUCGAAUUAUUGGAAAAAAUUCCUGGAAAAUUGAAAUCCCUGCUCCCUUCUGCCGCAGUCUGCUGGGCCGCCACCCCAACUGCUACACCUUCAGCAAGGCCCUCUCCGAAGCGGUGGUCGCCGAGUUCGCCGGAAAGAACAUACCGAUCUGCAUCAUGAGGCCUGGAAUCGUGACGCCCGCUUUCAAGGACCCCUUCCCCGGCUGGGUGGACAGCCUCAACGGGCCGAUCGGCGUGCUCGUGGCCUCCGGCAAGGGCGUGCUGAGGUCCAUGAUGUGCAACGAGAAGUACGGCGCCGAGGUGAUUCCCGUGGACGUGUGCAUCAACCUAGUCAUCGCCGCGGCGCACGCGCGCGCUCAAAUGCCCCGCCAGCUGCGCGAGGUGCCGGUCUACAACGCGUGCACCGGCUCCAAGGACCGGACGACGUGGAGGCAGGUCAUCGAGAUCGGCCACAAGAAGCUCCUCAAGUACCCGUUCGAGUGGGCCAUCUGGUACCCGGACGGCAACGUGCGCACCAACUGGUACACGCACACAUGGUGCGCGUCCAGAAGAAGAUCCACUCGGGCAGCGAGCUGCUGGCCUUCUUCACCAUGCGCGAGUGGAUCAUCGACAACGACGCGGCCUGGUCGCUGUGGAAGAUGCUCAACCCCCGCGACCAGGAGACCUUCUUCUGCAACAACAUCCUGCCGGUGGACAAGGACGCCUACCUGGACAGCGUCGUGUUCGGCGCCCGCACCUACUGCAUGAAGGAGCCGGUCUCCUCGCUCAAGGCGUGCCGCCGCCGCAUCACAGUGCAAUACUUUUUGCACCGCAUCUGCGUGGCGCUGUUCUACAUGUACGCCGUGUACCUGGCACUCCAGGUCUUCGGCUACUUCGCCGGGGACGUGUCCAGUUACCUGCCGCUGGCAAUGUCGCCGCCCCUGACCUCCCGCACCGGCCAGGGCGUGUGAGAGAGCACGCUGUUCCGAAGUCUGUCGUCGUCUUCUUCUGCCACACACUUUCCGCGGGCGUUUAUGAUCUUUAGACUGUAACGAGAUCUGUAAAGCAGCUUUCAAGUCAUUGAAAAAUUGCCAUACACUUUAUUAAAAGCAGCAACAAAGGUCUGUAUGCUCGUUCACUGCUGCACUGGACCCGAGGACCAGGUUCGGUAUGCGUCGAAUCCAAUGAUAUAUUGCUCAAUAUAUGAAAACCUGCCUGCCUUCGCCAUUCCUGUCCUUUAACGUGGAGACUGAUUUUAGUCAUUCGGGUAAGGUGUUGAUGUCUCUCUUUGUAUCGCUCGUCUGUAUUUUGUUGGUGUUUGGGGUGCUGACGCUGACCCCUGUCUCAUCCCUCCAGCCUCCCGGGUCCGAAUGGCCAAUAUACGUCAUCAUUUUAUUAAUUAGGCAUAAUAAGAUACUAGUAUUGCGUUUCAUAGACGUAUGAAAGUCAUGGGAGCACGAGGUUGUGGUUCGGUCCAAAAGUACUUGGACGUGUAAAUGUAAUUCGCGUGUCAGUGGGCACAUUUGUAUUUAUUCGUGAAUGUCAUGUUGUUUCAUUGGUUGUUUGCUGUUUGCUAUCGGUCAAGAACAGAAACGUCCACGUCCAAGUCGUAAAAUUGUAGAUUAAACCAAAUUAAAUCUGUUAGCUUGUAAGAUUGACACUCCUUGUAUAUUGUAAACAUUAUUGUAUAUAGUGUGUAUACCAGUAUUCAUUCUCGCUGUAACCACAAAAAAAGCAUAAAAAGCAAAAUCAACAUGUAAAAAAAUAAAAAACAGAAACUUCUUUUA
This is a messenger RNA of Frankliniella occidentalis (western flower thrips), 1976 nucleotides long. RefSeq names its product putative fatty acyl-CoA reductase CG5065. The record is from RefSeq and is a predicted model, not a curated record. NCBI's taxonomy places the organism in Eukaryota, Metazoa, Arthropoda, Insecta, Thysanoptera, Thripidae. Gene Ontology annotation, biological process: long-chain fatty-acyl-CoA metabolic process. Gene Ontology annotation, cellular component: peroxisome. Gene Ontology annotation, molecular function: alcohol-forming very long-chain fatty acyl-CoA reductase (NADP+) activity.